UGUGGUUGCGACGUGCGUUGGAUCCAGCUUUGGCAGCAGAGAGGAGAGGCGGGGCUUCACACCCAGAUGCUGUUCUGCAGAAACGGGGCCUUUAAGAUACGAUUGCAAAACAUGUACAUUACCUUAUGUGACGUACCAGAGAUCAGUGUAAGCCACAACAGUAGCCUGAUGAUGAUAGAGGGUGAUAAUGUAACGGUCAGCUGUAAUGGGUCAGGAGCUCCCCUCCCCGAAGUCGACUGGACAGUCGCUGGACUACACUCCAUCAACACACACCUGUCUAAUGUCUACUGGCCCAACAUCCAUUCUAUUAACCUGACGCUAGUCAACGUAAGUCGAGACGACAACGGCUUCCUGCUCACCUGCAUAGCAGAGAACCUAGUGGGAAUGACCAACGCUUCCAUCCAGCUGGCUGUACAGUUUCCACCAGUCAUCCUGAAACUCUCCGAGCCUGAGCGGCGCCAUGACACCUGCAUAGAGUUCACAGUGAGAGGCUAUCCCUACCCGACGCUGCGAUGGUACCACAAACAGAGAGAGAUCCUGCAGAGUGAGUACAUCAGGACGGAGAUGGAUUUCUACCGGGACUAUCUGGAGGGAUGUCUGACUUUUCUCAACCCAACACACUACGAUAACGGAAACUACACGCUGCAGGCCUCCAACUCCCUGGGGACCGUCACCAAGACGGUCUACGGACACUUCCUCACGGCUCCGCCCUUUGACCCUGACCCUGACGUGUGUGAGUGUAGCCCAGUGCCAGCAGACAAUGCCAUCAGGCCGGAAGAGGAGACGUUUGGGGUGUCCAUAGCAGUAGGUCUGGCUGGUUUCACCAGUGUUCUCCUCAUCGUCCUCUUCAUUCUCAUCAACAAAUAUGGCCGACGCAACAAGUUUGGAUUGAAGG
Molecule: messenger RNA, 895 nt
Organism: Oncorhynchus keta (chum salmon)
Lineage: Eukaryota; Metazoa; Chordata; Actinopteri; Salmoniformes; Salmonidae
Product: NT-3 growth factor receptor-like
Exons: 8
Biological process (GO): homophilic cell-cell adhesion; synapse organization; cell surface receptor protein tyrosine kinase signaling pathway
Cellular component (GO): neuronal cell body; plasma membrane; axon
Molecular function (GO): axon guidance receptor activity; transmembrane receptor protein tyrosine kinase activity; ATP binding
Source: RefSeq, a predicted model, not a curated record